Molecule: messenger RNA, 2526 nt
Organism: Cloeon dipterum
Lineage: Eukaryota; Metazoa; Arthropoda; Insecta; Ephemeroptera; Baetidae
Gene: Mps1
Product: Monopolar spindle 1
Exons: 9
Coding region: 206-2143 (645 amino acids)
Biological process (GO): mitotic spindle assembly checkpoint signaling; meiotic spindle assembly checkpoint signaling; protein localization to kinetochore
Cellular component (GO): nucleus; kinetochore
Molecular function (GO): protein serine/threonine/tyrosine kinase activity; protein serine/threonine kinase activity; ATP binding
Source: RefSeq, a predicted model, not a curated record
ACGGAUACCAAUACGAAACCAAAACAGUAGACAGAAAUUUUUUAAUUCAAUUCUGAUACUCGCGACCUGCAGAAUUCAAACUUUCUGCAUAAGUUGUCACAAAUGUGGUGUUGUUAUCGUCGCAUAGGCACAAUUAACCCGCGGUUCUGCCCAGUUUUCAUUCAUAACAUUGGAAAAUAAGAAGUCUGCUCAUUCGCACAUCAACAUGAACCAGCAAACAUGGCAAGGUGUGAAAGAGGAGAGAAAUGAGGAGCAUUCUGGACACUCUGGACCUCAAUGGUCAACGCAACCGACAGGCUCGUCGAGAGGAAAUUUCUUUGCUAGAUUGAUGGCAAAAAACUCGAAAAACCAGUCGAAAGAAGGAGCAGUUGCCAUUCCUUCGCCCUCGGACCAAGCGCCAUCAUGCGACACACCAUCCCUGCGACCAAUGCCUCGCUCUCCCUCGAUGCCCAAUCUAAAAGACAUCGAAAGGGCGCCUGUCUUCAGCUUUCCCUUCAAAGAGGAGGGAGCUGAUGAUCUUAGAAGGAAGCUGUCUGUUGACUUCCGCUCUCCUCCUGUGGCCCCUUUGAACAGCGUCCGACAACACCCAGGAAGCCCCAUUCCUCAGCAUCUGUCAUGCCGGGGGGCCACCCCAAUGGCCAAGUUUAUGUCCUUGAGCAAAGGAAAUUCGGGCCAAAGUUCUUUGAUUCACAGUUCAGGUCGAACGCCUCUCCAGUCAAUUAACCCUCUCAACCACCGAGAGGUAAUGCAACAUUCCAAUCCUGCGGUGAAGGGUAUUAACUUUGGGCAAGUGGAUAAAGAAAAUAUCGGUUUUUCGUUCAACAAGGAGUUGCCGCCUUACGAUCCCACACCUGAUGUGAAAAAAGAUAUAAUCAAGUCAAUGAUGGAAGACGAUUCUCCCAGGCUCUGCGUCGGAUCCAAGCGCAUGUUCGCAUCAUCCUCUUCACGGAGUCUCUUCCAGUCAGAAGGAAACUCUUUGACUUUUCCUGAAAACUCCGAUUCGCGGCACAAGGAAACAUCAGAGACGAAUGAAUUUUCAAACAGUGUGAACAAAACAGCUCUGAGCGUUCCUUCUCGGGUCAACACUCCCAUUACUGUGAGGAAGGCCCCAGAAAAUUUUGUUUUCAAGGAGCCAAUCCUGCCUCAGCAAAAAAACAAGGUUCCUGGGGAAGGACUAAUCAUGGUGAAAAACCUUCUGUACAGGAAGGGAGUCAAGCUAGGAAAGGGAGGAUCAAGCACUGUUUAUGAGGUGUUUCGCGUUGAUGACAACAUGUCGUUUGCUCUGAAAAUUGUUGAAUUGAAUGACACCGUGGAAUCAAUCAAGCAAGGCUUUUUGGACGAAAUUCAAAUUUUGGACAAAAUGAGAGGCUGCGAGAUGGUCAUUCAGCUAAUUGACUUUGAGUACCGUGAAGAUGAGGACAUUCUGUAUGUGGUCUUGGAGAAGGGCGUUGGCGACCUCUCCAAAUUUCUGCGAAAAGCUAAAGAGAAGAAGAGUUUGCGUCUGAGCACCAUUGAAGCCUUUUGGAGAGACAUGGUGAAUGCUGUUGCUAUGAUCCACGAGAAAGGUAUCAUUCACUCUGACCUGAAGCUGGCAAAUUUUGUCCUGUGCGGUGAAGUUGGCUUCCACCAACUGAAGCUAAUUGAUUUUGGCAUUGCAUCUGCCUUGUCUUUCGAGCAGACAAGUGUGAUUAAGGAUAACCCUGCUGGCACCUUCAACUACAUGAGUCCUGAAGUGUCCAAAGGCGAAAAGAUCAACUUCAAAAGCGACAUUUGGUCCCUUGGCUGCAUCCUAUACUGCCUGCUGUAUGGAAAGACUCCAUUCCAGGACAUAACCAAUUGGCAAAUGAAGAAGUCUGUCAUCGAAGACGAGCACCAUGUGAUUCAGUUUCCUAAGACCAGCCCCAAUCUACCCCGAGAUGCUUGCGUCAUUCCUCGGCCUCUGCUUGAGACUGUGCAGAGGUGCUUGUCGUACCGCCCGGCAGACAGGCCCUCCGCUCAGGAGCUGCUGGAAACUAAGUACUGCGGCUGUGACAAGCAAAUAGAAUUUCUAGCGCAGGGGCUGGCAGAUUUGGUGAAGAGGCACCCGCAAAGCCGACAGCUGGCACCAUUACUAAUAGCAGCGCUUCAGAGGGAUGCGCGUUAGGGGCUAGUAAGAGAAAAAUAUUUUCAACAGUCCAGUCGUUCCAUAACCUGCGAUUUGAGAUUUUAACAGACUGAUUAUAUUAUGCAUGUUGUUCAGUGUAACACAACUAAUAAAUAGGCUUGGGUAUUGGUGAAUGCGAUGGAAAACACUGUUGAUUUAAGCAAGUAUCAUACUCUUACAUUUACCUAAUUUAAACCAAUUUUAACCAAUAUAUCUCAGAACAACAGAAAACAAACCAAAAGAAAUUAGCAAUUUCAAAGAAUGCUUCAGUCAAAAUGUUCUUCAGUGUUAAAUUUCAAGCUGUAAAAUAUGUCUCUUGAUGAUUGAAAUUGAAAAAUUGUACAUAUUGCAAGUGACACAAAAAAUAAAAUUUAUCUCUCGUA